This is a messenger RNA of Belonocnema kinseyi, 1615 nucleotides long. RefSeq names its product cell division cycle 7-related protein kinase-like. Bases 293 to 1486 code for a protein of 397 amino acids. Lineage: Eukaryota; Metazoa; Arthropoda; Insecta; Hymenoptera; Cynipidae. Gene Ontology annotation, biological process: protein phosphorylation; mitotic DNA damage checkpoint signaling. The record is from RefSeq and is a predicted model, not a curated record. The transcript has 9 exons. Gene Ontology annotation, molecular function: ATP binding; protein serine/threonine kinase activity. Gene Ontology annotation, cellular component: nucleus.
AAUUGACAGCACGCGUUAACUGUCAAAAUUUUUCAUAAAUUUGUUGACCUAGUGCAGCAAAAAGUAGAAAUUUCCCAUAAAUACAUUCUAUAUACGUACGCAUCAAUAUAAACUGAAGCAUCUAUCAUUGUUUUUUCAACUAAAAAGUUCCGAAAACAUUGCCGGCAAAAUAUGAGUGAUUUGCCGCCUUUUUCAAAUUUGAGGUUAGUUUUUUCGACACUUCAAAAGUCUCGAGUCUGUAAAGUCUGUGAAGUGAAAUUUUACAAUAUUUUACGUGAUAAAAAUUAUAAAAAUGGAUUUAAGUGAUAAUUCACAGGGAUCGGAAGAAGAAAAUUAUGGUGUAAAAUUUGUAGAUGAAAAAGAAGAAAUUGCCUCACUAUUGGCAACCGUACCAGCUUUGAAAGAUCUGUUCCACUUACAUUACAAAGUCGGAGAAGGUAGUUUCAGUUCCGUAUUUUUGGCAACUCUAAAACUUUCCAACGGUUCGAAAAAAUUUGCUAUAAAACAUUUAAUACCGACUUGUCAUCCUACGAGGAUUCAGCGAGAAUUAAACUGCUUAAAACAGAUUGGUGGUAAAGACCAUGUAGCUGGUUUAGAAUUGUGCCUGAGAAAUUCAGGAUCUGUUGUUUUUGUCAUGCCGUUUAUGAGACAUGAUAAAUUUCCUGAAUAUGUACAAAAUAUGACUGUGUCAGAAAUAAAAGAUUACAUGAGGGCAUUAUUAACAGCUUUACGAAGAGUUCAUCAGUUCAGUAUUAUUCACAGAGAUAUUAAACCGAGUAACUUCUUGUAUGAUCGGAGUAAUAAAAGGUAUCUCUUAGUCGAUUUUGGAUUAGCCGAAAGAUACAAGAAGGAUGCUAAUAAAACUGGUAUUGUAAAGCCACCAAUUCCAAUUCCUGACCCUGUCAAAAGAAAAAGAGAAAUGGAGAAUAGCAGAGUUUCUUUGAAUACUCUCAAGAAAUCAGAAGAAAAAUGUUACUGUUUCGGUAAAUCUAGGGUUUGCUCGCUUUGUUUAGUGAGACCAGUACAAACAGCACCUCGUGCCGGAACUCCGGGGUUUAGGGCCCCAGAAGUUUUGUUAAAAUAUCCUGCCCAAACACCAGCAAUUGAUAUUUGGGCAAGUGGAGUAAUUAUGCUCUCAAUUCUCAGUGGCUCGCAACCUUUUUUUCGUUCUCCAGAUGAUUGUACCGCUUUAGCAGAAAUUGUUACUUUAUUCGGAUCUGAUAAAAUGCACCAAUGUGCUCGUAAACUCGGUAAAAAAAUUACAAUUGCUGAAGACAUUCCUCCAGUUGACAUAAUCAAUCUCUGUAAAAAGUUAAGAAGAAGGGGAAAAAAUUUGCAAGACCUCAAUUUAACAUCUGAAGAGGAGAGUUUGGACAGAAAGUUUCCUGCAGAGGCGUUUGAUUUAUUAUCAAAACUGAUGGAAGUGGAUCACAGGCUACGAAUAACAGCCGCCCAAGCACUCAAUCAUCCGUUUUUAAAGUUGUAAUUAAAACUUUAAAGACUGGAGAACGCGAAUCUUAAUAUAUAUUGAGAGAGAAUAUUAUGAACUAGAGAAUAAAAUUUGGCACUAGUGCCAGAUUGGCUGUGCUUUCUUAAAUAAAUAAAAAAAAUUCAA